This is a messenger RNA of Cephus cinctus (wheat stem sawfly), 2319 nucleotides long. RefSeq lists its product as uncharacterized. Gene Ontology annotation, molecular function: ligand-gated monoatomic ion channel activity. Gene Ontology annotation, cellular component: membrane. The transcript is spliced from 12 exons. The record is from RefSeq and is a predicted model, not a curated record. NCBI's taxonomy places the organism in Eukaryota, Metazoa, Arthropoda, Insecta, Hymenoptera, Cephidae. Bases 311 to 2230 code for a protein of 639 amino acids.
CAAGAUUCGUUCAGUGACAUACCAGAACGAAUAUUUAUUUCGAAUUCAAAAUCGGCGCUCGAGCCGAGUGAAAAGUUUCCUUGUCAAUUUUCUAAUUACAACUUAUCAGAAACAGUGAAGCCAAUUCUCAUCACGAAUGAUGAUUCUUUUGUUGUGAUUCAAACACAACUUAGCAACUAUCAGUCACAAGUGACAAUUGUAAACUUAACAGUUUUUCACCACUUGCCAAUUGUUCGUCCAGCUGCGGCGUUACUUCGAGGAAAAUUGGUUGAAAAAUUGUAUUAAUUUGUUCAACUGUUGCGCAAUCACAAUGAAAUUGGAUAAACUUUUUAAAAUUGUGCUCACUUUUGUUUUUGCUAUUGUCAUUACCAAUUGCCAUCUGAUACAACCACUCUCCGUUUACGUACACGUAGUGCGAUACGUUCACGACUUCUUCAACAAUACUUGUAUUAUUUUUCUGCAUGCCAGCGAUAACCCCAGCGAGACGCAAGAUUUGAAAAUUGGUUUGGAUCUGAAAAAAUUACAAUUCCAAUUUUCCGGAAGUGGAAUACGCAUGGCCAUUAUGUCCGUGAAUGUUUUCGUCGCUGAGAUUGGAGUUGCGUAUUAUCAUAUAAAACGGCCGCUUUUCGUAUUGCUUAACGACAGCGACGAGCUUCGGCAGGGAUUUGCAGAUCAGGUUGCAGGAUGGAUCGACAUGUCUUAUCCAACGUGGCUGAUAUUUUUCGGCAACGGGACGAAGAUCGAAACAUAUUUUGACACUCUGUAUAUUCCGUUCGACUGCGAAUUUAUGGUCGCUCAAACGCAAAACGAUAUCACGGAAAUAACCGAAGUCUAUCGGGUGGACCGAAAUUCAUCACUAUUGACCAGUAACUUUGGAUUCAUCAGUUUGACCGAAGAUACAGAUAUCAAGCGGAAAGGUUUAUACGACAGACGAAAUAAUCUUCAUGGAAAGUACCUGAGGGUCGGCGUCACUCAUAAUCCAUCGAUUUCCGAACUGAUCAAAGACGACGAUCAGAAUGUAAUUAGCGUCGAGGGAUACUUCGGUGUUCUUUCGGAAUUAUUGCAGCAAAGAAUGAAUUGCACAAUGACUUUUUACGAAAUCGACGAGUGGGAUUUUGUGUUAGAAACUGGAAAAUCCGCGGGCGUCAUGUCUUUGUUGGGUAACAAAACUUUGGAUUUGGCACUGGGACCAAUUGCCAUUACCGAAAAGAGAUUGGAAGUUGCCGAAUUUACAAUACCACUUUUCGUAACACGCUAUACCACUUACAUAAAAAGACCAUUGGAAAGUGUCGUGAAGUGGGAAGGAUACAUGGCGCCGUUUAAAGCAGGAAUAUGGACCGCUAUUGCUCUGAUUAUAUUAAUUUCAAGUGGCAUGAUAUCGUGCGCAAAAUCAUUGUCAAAAAUGUGGUCGUCCCAUGUCAAUGACCUCGAACACUCCCCGUCAAAGUUCAACCACAUUUUGUUACUCGUAUUUGGUGCUUUCUGCAAUCAAGGAAUACAACCGUCGUUGUUGGAUCCUGUAAGAAUAAUUCAUCUGAUCGUUCACUUGACAGCUGUCGUUGUUGUGGCAGCUUACUCGGCCGCUCUGAUAAGUUUCCUUGCUGUCAAAACAAUAUCAAUGCCAUUUACAACGAUGGCUGGCUUACUCGAGGACAACACUUAUGAUUUUGCUGUUGUUGCCAACUCCUCCGAAUUCUAUUUCUGCAGUACAACCUUAGAUUUCGUAGUGAAGUCGAUUUACGAGAAGAAACUACGAGACAAUUCUAAUUUACCCACGAGCUACGAAGACGGUUUAAAGAGACUUUGCAAGGAGGAAAAAUAUGCGUUUAUGUUGCCGGAACAUCAGUAUCAGAUUUUCAAAAGUAAACUCGAUUGCAUUAUCGAACCUUUGGAUUCGACGAUGCAAGCAUCCAUAGGAAUGCCAGUUUCCAUGAGAAGUCCUUAUCGCGGUGUCAUCAAUAGCGUCUUACUCAUUAUUAAAAAUGGCGGCAUCUUACAAAGAGUUUUAAACGCGAGAUUUUACAACGUAAAGGGGAUAUCGCAUCGCGAUUCGUGGGUGUCUGUCGAAAUUGGGGAUGUGGUAGUGUUAAAUGUUAUUUUGCUAUUGGGAAUUAUUCUCGGACUUCUCAUACUUUACGUGGAAAGAUCGUUUCCUCCGAAAACAAACGACCGGACGAUAAAUAUCGCGAAAGUUAUAAAAACGAAAGCAGCCAGAGCGAAAGAAUUUUGAAAUAAAAUAUAAAGUUACCGUGUCCCGUACGCCCAUCAAUAUAUUAUCCCUCGCUGUCGGUUUAUUAAGUUUUCUUCAAGUUGGUAAGA